UAAGGAAGACGUAAGUUGUUCAUUAACUCCAGCAGACUUUACUCCCGUCCACUCAAGGAAAUCCUGUAUUGUCUACUGCCAAAACGUAGUUGCCCACCUGGCUGAAUCUGCUACCGGGAAGGAUGAGUGACACAGAGGAUGACAAUGAGAUCUCUUUUACAGUGAAGUUUCUUGGGCGAGUGGAGGUGGUCCACCCUAAUGGACUUAAUAUCCUGGAGGAAGCAGCUCAGAACCUUAAGACGCCUGACCCAUACUCCUCAGACAAGGCUAAGAAGAGCAAAGUCCAUCUCUUCGUGUCUCUGAGUGGGAUUGACGUGUUGGAAAACAAAACCAAGUUUCUGCUGUACACCUGCCCUCUCCCCACUAUUUCCUUCUGCGCCGUCUUGCCUUUGUCGCCCAAAGUGUUUGGCUUUGUGGCCAAGCACCCUGCGGUGGACAUGUACCACUGCUACUUGUUCAAGAGUGAGACUUUGGCAUACGUGCUGGUCUCCGCCAUCGGCGAUGUCUUCCGCGCCGCGAAAAAAGAAGAAAGUGUCCGAGGCAGUCGAGACCUGAUAGUGGAGGCCCUCAGGCACAAGAACAAAAUGCUACAAAAGGAGAAUUCUGAACUCAAGAAGAGGCUUGCAGACAAAAACAACCAACAAUAAGGACUUGAGCUUGGAGUCUUUCUACAUCUGCAUGUAACUAUAAUACCAACCAUUCUAUUCAGUUGUGCACCUAAAAUCAAACAACCUCUUCACAAACUCAUCAGUCAUUGAAAAUGAUCCAACAAAAUGACACAUUUAAAAAUGCAUGCCUCCACUUUUUGAAAAAAUUGUGUACAUUUUGCAAAUGUGCAUGAGGGCUGAAUAAUCUUGACUGCAACUUUAGUCCCUUUUGUUGUCUUCAGGGAAACCUUGAAGAUCACUUGUAGAACGGAAUUACCUUCAAUCGUGUUUUUACCCUUUUAAAUAUAGUUUGCAUUGUAUUCUUGUUUUGCAUUCAGUUUUGCAUUCAGUUUUGCAUCAUUUGACUGAAUUGUGGUUUAAUGGACAACAAAUUUUGUAUACAGAUAAAACUGGCAGUGGUCACUGAGUUAAUAAAAUUAUUGAUUUAA
Molecule: messenger RNA, 1096 nt
Organism: Syngnathus acus (greater pipefish)
Lineage: Eukaryota; Metazoa; Chordata; Actinopteri; Syngnathiformes; Syngnathidae
Product: PTB domain-containing engulfment adapter protein 1-like
Exons: 7
Coding region: 123-647 (174 amino acids)
Source: RefSeq, a predicted model, not a curated record